Molecule: messenger RNA, 16101 nt
Organism: Cinara cedri
Lineage: Eukaryota; Metazoa; Arthropoda; Insecta; Hemiptera; Aphididae
Source: the annotation of a GenBank genome assembly
AUGGACCGCACGCGAUUAGUUCCCGUGGCCGUAGUGAUCGGAAUAUUAUUACAUUACGUGGUGCUGGGCACUGGAAAAUCCACUGUCAUUUACGACGAUAUCUAUUACGAAACCAAUAAUGAAAACAUCACCCUGAAAGGACCGAAUGUGUGCACAAAACUGGAACUGUAAGUUGUACAUAAUAUUACCCAGGGGGCAAUGAAUGGGUGCUUAGUUAAUAUGCUUAGUAGUUUAAAUGUCCAAAAAAUUAGAUUCAAUACGUAUUAUAUUUCUAAAAUUUAAUAUCCAAAGGAAUUUUUCGAAUAUCAAAUUAUGUAUAGUUAUUCAAAUUAUGAUUAUUAUUUUUUUUACCUCAGUAUUAAAGCUAGGAGUCUCGUUACGGAGUACCAAAACCGUGAGAUCUCCAAUGAAUAUCUCUGCCUCAAAAAUUUUCAUUUAAAAUGUGUAUUUUCUUUUAACAGAACAGUUCCAGUAAUAGUUGAACGAGUAAGUUAUUUUUUUUUUUACCAUUAUUAUUAUUUUAGAUUCUAAUAGUUUGAUAUGAACACUUUUAUCAAUAGCGAUAUAAUACAAUUUUAACGGUUUUUAUAAAUAUUAUGCCGUUAUAAUAAUAUCCUUUUAAAUAUUGAGGAUCUAUCGGUUUAAAUAUGAUGUAUGUGUGUUUUUUUUUUUUGUUUGUCAACAACUUUUUUACCAGAUAUCUUGUACCGAAGUAUCAAGUGUAGCACUUUUUCUGAAAGAAAAUUGUCUCCAGUUGGUUAGUAUUGAUGAUGACAAUUAUUGAUUUUAUAAGAGGUUUUCGAAAUAUUUGGGAAACAUUAUUUUAAAUUUGUUUAAAGUUUUCUAUCAGAAUUAUUUCCUCGAUCAAAAAUUCACAAGUUUGUUUCUUUAAAUAUAUUUCCAUUAAGAAUCAAUACGUUUUUUAUACCCUAAGUAGUUUUCAUAAAUAAUUAAGAAAAACCAAAAAGAGACAAAACAUGAAAACUGAUAAAUUUACGGCGUUGGGUUAUGAUUUCGUCAUCAAUUUAUACAGUUUAUGCUAUCUAUAACACAUUUUGUUUUCGAUUAGAAAACUAUAAGAAACCUUCUUUUUCUUAUUUUUGCUCUAGUUGGUAAUGUAGAAUGGUCAAUCAAAUUAUCAUUAAUAUCCGAGAUAUUGAGAAAAACUGGAUCUUUAGAUUAAAAAAUAUUAAAAGAUUACAAAUAAAUUUAUCAUUUGCAACCGUUUAAUUUAAUUUUUUUUUAAUACUAAGUAUUUAUUAUUUUAAUCUUUUAAUUUUGUUUAAAUGACAGUUGUUGACAUGAUAACGCACAUUAAAAAGCUAUACUAUUUACUAAACUUUGCUCAGAAUUGUCUUUCAUUGGCAAUAAUUUGUUACGUACAGAUAUAAAUUAAAUUCCUCACCCGUAGUAUGAAGUACGUCCGUACGUUUUUUAAUGUUCGGUGGAGAGGGAGAGGGGGUAAAAUGAAACACCAAACUUUUAAAUACCUAUACAUAUCUCAUUCAAUUUUAAUCAUAUAAAAAUAGUUGUUUUGUUUUUUUGCAAAACAAAUGUACUACAUGUACUGUAAUGUACAGUAAUAUUAUUACUGUUAUUUACUAUGCAUUUUUUAAAUUUGUUUAUUUUGUGAUCAUUUUUAAAAAAAGUCAAAAUAUCCUAAUAUAUCUCAGUGAUAAUGCACAAUGAAGCGACAAUUUAUUUUAUUUUCAUUUGAUCAAAAAAUACAAAAUAAAAUAAUAUUUCUAUUUAAUAUGUUUUAUUGGAUACUAUUUAACAAAAUUUUAAACAAAUCUUUUUUUUUUUAUCAUUUUAGUGUAGAAAUAAAAACUAUAUUUUAAAUGCUAUAAUAUAAAUUCAGAAAUAAAAAAAACAAAAAACAUAAUAAUGUGAUACAUUUUAAAUAAAAAAAAAAAACAAAAUAUGUAUUAUGUUAUAACAAUAUGAUACUAAAAGACGAAAAAUAAUGUGUUUUGUUGUACCCCAUCUCGUAUUGCCCAUACAUCUAUUUUAAGUUUAAUAUUUAAAUAAAGUACACAUAUUUUUAUUUGUGUAAUAAAUCUCAGAAUAUGUAUUUGUUUCUUCUAAUAAAUAUAUUAUAUUAAAUACGUAACCUUUGAAAGAAAUUACAAAAUACGCAAAAAAAAAAAAAUAACCCGGCGGUUGAAUUUGUUCGUUUUGAUAUGAAAAUUUGGGUAUUUUAAUAUGAAAAAUGGGUAAUUUAUAAUCCAUAUUAAAAUGUUUUUUUUUUUUUUUGUAUAAAAAUAAUCCAAUGCUUGAAAAUUUGAUAGAUUUGUAAUUUUAUUUUUAUUUUUUAAUUGUUCAAUAUUUUGAACAGAAUCGUCUCCACAAAGAAUUUUAUAAAAUUCAUAGUCAUUAUUAUCAUAUUUAUUAUUUAUAUACAAAUUAUUUUCUGUUUCAUUAAAUUAAUUACAUUUUGCGAUAAAUAAUUGUUCGCAUAUCUCUAAAUGCUUCAAUGAUAUCCAACCGAGUUUGAUUUUCGAAUUAAUGAUUUUUUUUUUAGAAAUCUAUAAUUCAAAUAAAUAAUUAAAUCUUUUUUGAGACUGAGAACAAUUGAAUUAAGCCAUUACUGGUAAUGGUUUUCAAUAAAUUAAAUGCGUUGAUGAAUUAGCUUUGAGUGUGCAUGCCCUAAAAAACAAUUACAGACGAUUUUAUCUAGAUAAAUAUUUAGAAAACAUUUAAAUAAUUAUUAUUUACAUAAAUAAGAAGAAAGAUAAAAAAUAAAUAAAUAAUAUUCUAGACAAAUUUAUCUUAAAAGUCUUUACACUGAUUGUUAUGGGAGCGUGUAAAAUAUUGGAAAAUAUUUUAUCGGAAAAAUAUUUUGUAAGAUCCGUAUUUUGUCGAAAAAUAAUUUUUAUCCAACGACGAUAACAUGCAGUCACGGAAAUCUUAUAAUAAAAUUUUAUUGAACAGUUCCGACAAAACACUUUCCGAUAAAAUAUUUUUCCAACAAAAUACGAUUCCGACAAAAUACUUUCUAACGAUUUAUCUUCGCUACGCUCUGAAUCUAUAAAAAAAUCGAAAACAUUCGAUCCAUUAUCAUCGUAAACUUUUCCAUUUUCACUAAAUUAUUAUGAAAACCAUUUUGAAUAAUGGCCUAUUUAAUGUACUCUAAAAUUCCACAAUUUUUUUGAUUAAGAUUGAAAAGUUGUUCACCAGCAGAAAAAAAUAAAGAUUCCAAAAUAUUAUUCGACUCUUAUCCACCCGCCUAUUUUAGGUAUUACUUUUUCCAAAAACGAACGCAAGUGUGUGUGUAUUAUUUUUUUUAUAGUACUUAGAAUUUGUGUAUAAAAUCUUUUGGGAAACUAAAAUAAUGUUUCAAAUAAAUUCAGCAUUCAUUUAAGUACGAUGCAAACGUUUUGGAGGAUUUAUAUUAACUAAAAAGUUGUUACACACAUAAAAAAAACAGACUAAUAUUUUAUAAUAUCAAUUCAUUUAUUACUUUAAAUAUUAUACAAUCCUUAAAAAUUGACAUUAUUUGUUAUUGAUAUUAUACAAAAUAUUGUUAUGAUAAUGUGAUAAAUCCAAUGUUUAGGAAGUGACAAAACAUCUACUUUUUAAACAGUGUUGUGACGGGUACAAGCCAUCGCUGCACCGAACACAUUGUAUUCCGGUAUGUGAAAAACCGUGUAAAUGGGGAAAGUGUAUUCUGCCGAAUAUAUGCCAGUGUGACAAAUUAUAUGCCGGAAAGACUUGUGACAUACGCAUAGGUAAUUGCAUUGGCGUUAAUAAAAUCUUUAACGGUACGGUUUAUUAUUAUUUUUUUUUUAAUAAUAUGUGUUUUUUUUUUUUACGAUAGCCGUUUGUCCGCUGGGGACGUACGGAGUCAAUUGCUCGAAAAAGUGCCAUUGUCCGAAUAACUCGUACUGCGAUCCGUUCGAAGGUAGGUUACUAUUUGAACAUCAAAGAUUGAUAUAAGGAUACAAAAUAAGAGUACAAUUUAUAAAUAUAAAAUAUAAUUAUAAUGCAAUUUAAAAUAUCUGAGACUUUGAAUCACGCAACAAAUGACUUUGUAAAUACUGUAUGUGUUAUGAACAAUUUUCCAUUGGGCAUUUUAUUUUUAGUACCUAAUGUGUUCAAAUAUGUUCAAAUGUUAUUCUAAAUGUCUAUGAUUACAUACGGAGCGGUGACGGUUUUUAAACGCGGCGGACAACCGCCUACAAUAUUAAACAUGGGUUUUCAAAUGUCAUGUGCAUACAAGUGAAACCGCGCCAACUAUCGGCGCGGACGAUCGCCUGUGACCGCUCUUGUUCAACUCCUAGGCAAUGACCGCGUCCGUCAGCUACAAUAUUAAACUAUGGUUUUAUUAUAGAUUUGUUCACACAGGCGAUCUGAUCGCCGCGGUCCGGUAGCGAUUUAUGAAUUACCAUUUAUAAAAUCACCCUUGAAGUUUAGAGACUUUGUAGAAAAGUGUAGAAAAUAAUUGAUAAUUAUUUACAGUUUUUUUGUAAGUCUCUAUUGGUUUUUAAUAAUAAUUAUAAUGUAUCAAUUGUUAAUCGAACGAUGUUAACGAUAUCCUGAAGUGUUUUAAAAAUUCUUUAGAAUGAGCCCUCAGUGUCACGAAGUUCACUUAAAACUGACCUUCCUUAAUCUUUUUCGUGUUUAUCGGAUGUACCUACCCAAUAAGACCUUUUGAGGAUCUUUCAUUUUUUGCAGCACGAUUACGCUUAUGUAAUACAUAUGCUACCGCUAUGGCUUCGACAUCGUUUAAUAAGUCCAUAAUAUAGAUAUGAUUUAUAACUGUAAACUUGAAAACUGAAAUUAAACACAGUGGUCUUACCUUUACCACCUGUUUAAUGCAAUUGAUAAUUUACUCAGACUCGCGCCAAAAUUCACUUUAUUUUAUGUAAAAUUUGACUAUUUUCAAAUAUGGCGCGAAGAAAAACCGCAUAUGUGUGUAAACGAAAUGACAGACGUGGUUUUAAACGGCGAUCGCGCGCGCCCAAACCGCUCCAUGUGGUAAUCAUAAAUAUUAAUUAUAUUUGAACGAUAAAAUAAGAUUACAAAUGUCUGAAAAGAUUGUAUGUAUUUAAUCUUAAUUUCGGGAAUUUUAGGUACUACAAGCUGUUCGUGCAAUAAAAAAAGGUUCUAAAUAAUGUUAACAGAUAAAUUAUUAUCAUAAUAUGCUAUUACCGUAAAUACCUACACAGCAUAGGGAUUACACUACAAAAUAAUGUAAAAUGUUUUUUGUUCAUCCAUGUUACCAAAGGCAACUCAUAAAUCAACAAAUAUAAUUCGAUUUUUAUACAAAAAAAUACCGAAAAACCGAAUUUUAGGUAAUGGUUUUCAAUAGGGGGUGGAUUUUAAUAUCUAUAAACCGUUUCCGAACAACUUCCCAAAGUUUCGUGGCAAUCGGAUGAAUGGUGUAAGAGCGAUAAUGCCUAAAGGGCAAACAGAUAUAUAUAUAUAUAUAUAUAUAUUCGUUUUUUUAUAUAAAAAAUAGAUAAUUGGAUUAUUACCUCGAAAAUAGGAGCAAAUUACCAUUAAAGAAACGAAUUACAUAUUUGAAUUCAGCAUUCUCAAAUUAAUUGGUAUUUAUUCAAAAAAACCUUGGCAACAAAUUUAACCAGUGUAACUAAUACAGAUGUUAAAACCUUAAUGGCCAUUACUAAAUAUUUUUUUCUAAAGAAAACAGAUAUUUAAUUAUUAUUGGUUAAUAUUUGUUUAGUUUUAACAUUAUCUUUUUCAGUGCAUAAAAUCUAUGCUUCGGUAUUGUACACAUCCGCAUUCCACCCCUCCCCAAUAAAUAAAAAUAAAAAUAUUUACAUAUUAAUUCAAUUAAUUAGAUGUACACUAUAUUUUACACAACAAUAUUUACUUAUUAAUCACUUGUAUUUAAAUAAGUAGAAUAUCAUAUAUCGAAUUGUUAACAAUUUGGACCAUAUCACUAUAACCGAAAGUAUUUUUCGAGAAUAAAACUAAAUAAAUGACCAAUAAGGGAAUACAUUUUUUAUAAUUUAAAAAAAAAAAAUGCAUCAUGUCCUACAUGGUGGAAAUUCUGAAUAUAUUCCAAAAUAAUUUGUUCAUGUAAUCUUCCAAUUGUACUAUUCGUGAAAAAAUCGAAAAGAGUAUUAAGAAUUUUGAAAAAUAAUUUCAAAUUAAUUACUAUAUUAGGUGGGAAAUCACAUUAUAUAAUAUUAUAUAUUAAACAAAUUACUGAACUGCACACUACUGCAUUUGCUACUGCACAUUGUGUGUAUUACUGUGCAUAAUUUUAGGUUCUGAUAUUUUUUAUCAUCAAUACUCGUACCAUCUAACGGACACUUUAGGAGUUAUAUGCCUUCUUAUUUUUGUGACACAAAUUUUAUACAGCCGAGAUGUGGAACGCCUUUUUAUGUGAGCAUGUUAAUCUAUAUUCUGGCAAUAUAUUAUAUUAUUUAUUAAUUUGAUAAUUUUAAAUUCUGAAUAGAGCUAAGAAGCUUAUGAUUCAUAAAGACGUUUUUUUUUAUCUGUGCGUAACUUUUCUACCAGAAGACUUGCUCGGAUUUUUACGUGUAGCAACUUUUCUGAAAGGAAAUCGACGUGGGGAAACAAUCUACUAAAUCGUUUUUCCAUUUCCCCUGGAGUUUUCUAAUCAAAUGUGAAAAACCGGGAUAACACAUGGAAAACCCGGGGAAAACGCAGGGAAACUGGGAAAAUCGGUACAACAUUAGUCAAAUUUUAUCAAAAAAAAUAUAUAAAGCCUAUUUAAUUAUUUUACUAUAAAAUGAAAUAUAUAUAUUGUUUACUAAGCACUAUCACUAUCAGCUGAAAUUCACUCAGAAUCGUUUUUUUUCUUGUAAGCAAUGGUUUAUCGUUGCUUACAAAUAUACAUUAAAUUUCCGUCUAUAUCCUACAUCACAAAUUCCCACCUACACCAGUGGCUGCACCCAUCUCCAUUAUCUUACCUUUUUUUUUUUUAAUUAUAUUAUGGCGUUGAAAAAAUUAGUGAUCACAGUAAAAGACAUAUAUAUUGUAAACAGCGGAUUCAUUGUAAAAUAAUAAUAUUAUUCCAAUAUUUUUUAGGACAUUGUUUUUGCCCGGCGGGAUUUAUGGGACCUUACUGUAAUACUACUUGUUCAUCUGGAUUUUACGGCCACGAAUGUCAAUACAAAUGCAACUGCCCGCACGAUAGAACAUGCGAUCGAAUAAACGGUAAAUUAUGUUUUUUUUACAAAUAGUACAAAAUUGAAUAUUGUUAUGUGUUUUAUAAUUAUAAUAACUUACAUAAAAUGCAGAUUUAUUAUUAUUAUUUUUUAAGGAACCUGUGAGGGUUCAGAAGAUAGUAAAAAGGAUACAAAUGUGCAUAAUCUGUACACGUGGAAGAAGACAUCUCAGAAUAAAUCUAUUACUUCGUGCAAGCCGGCAGCCGAAAAAUGCCAUUGUAGACAGACUCACAAAGGUUAGUUGUAGCAGCUCAAGUAUGUUAUAAUUUAUGAUAAUAUUAAUGUUUUAUUGUAUUCAUGCAAUACGCCUAUUUUGGAUUACGCAGAGUGACUAGUCGCCAAUAAAUGUUAAUUAAAAUAUUAAAAAUAUUAUUGUGCUUUGGCUACUGUUAUAAAAAUUAAGACAAAAAAUAAAAAGCAAGUGUUUAAUUCUGACCUAAAAAAAAAUAAAAACCCUAGGUACUCAACACUUGGUUUGCAUUUACGUUUUACCAUAAAAUUAAACUUCACUAUAGACAUAUUAUUUUAAAAAUGAAUCGUUUAUUUCAGGAAGAAUUUGUGAGUGUGAACCGGGCUGGAAGGGAUACGUUUGCAAAAUUCCUUGUUCAAACGGUACAUUCGGUCAAAAUUGCUCUUCGAUUUGUAAUUGCCAUAAGGGAUUAAACUGUCGACACACUGAUGGUAUUUGUUUGUGUCCGCCGGGAUUUUAUGGACCUGAAUGUAUACAAAGUUAGUAUAUUUUAUUGGUUUAGGUUAGAUUAGGUUCCGUAAGAUUAAGUGAUUGAUCGAUUUUUGUUUGUAUGAUUUUUAAAAAACCAAUUUUUGUGGAUUUUCAUCGAAACACUUCGAUAUUGAAUGUUUUCAAUUUUCUCAUAAUAUUGGUGAUUUUUUUUUACUUCGUGGUGACAAACAACUGAAAUCUUGAAUAUCUACAAAUGUAUUAUUUUUCCAUAAGUUUUUUAAAAAUAAUAUUACUGUUGCUCUCUGGGUUACGUUUGCACAGCCACGAUACAUUAUAUUUUCGUUUCCGGUUAAGAUAUACAAACAAACACCAAUAGAUAGCGUACUCGUAUACGGAAAUAUAAAUAAAAAUUCAUAUACAAAAUACUCCAUUAAUAUGUACCUAAUGUAGGUAAUCCAAAUUUCGUCUACAUUAAGCGAGCGCUGGUGAUAUUUGGUAUACUGAUAAUUACCGGAAUUGAAUAAUUAAUGUUAUCCAGAAAUAAAUUGGCCAUCAAAAAUAUCGGCCCGUGAAGUGUCGGUACCACGCAUAUUUAACUAGGUUUAUGUUAAACUUGAGUAAAAUAAUUUACAACAAUAGUAUUUUAAAAAUAUACGAACAUACUUCGCACGAUGGGUAGGCCACUGUUGUUGGUGAGAAGUUUGGAAGGCAAAUAUAGAAGGGAAUUUAAUGUAUAUCUGUACUCAACGAUCAACCAUUGUUAAUGAAAAAUGAUUCUGAUUGGAGUUUGGUUAUGUGUGUUUUGAAUGGCCGUUUUAUUUACUAUUUGAAAAUAAUAUAUUUCGUAAAUUUUCCUUUUUUUCAUACGUUUUUCCUAUUUAUUAUGAAAACCCCUGGAAAAAUCAAAAGAUAUCUUCUUUAAAAUACCAUUUCAAUAAAAUUUCCUAUUAGAAAAGUUGCUAUAUUUGAAAAUCGAAGCAAAGUUUCUGGUAGAAAAUUUACUCAAAGAUAAAAAUAAAUAUAUGUAUAUAUGAUUAACAUCGUUGUAAAGCCCAUACGAACAUUCCUCGCUCCGUUCAGAAUCUGGAACAGAAAAUUGAUUAUUUAUGAUUUAUUUCGUUACCAUGAUACAACAACCUAAAUCAUAACCGAAUUAUUUCAUCGUGGUAUUAGUAAUUGUUUACAUCACACUAAUGAAAUUAAUAUUAAUGUUAAGGAUUCACGAUCGCUGAUAGAUAAGUAUUUACAUUUUAUGAUUUCUAUUUUAUCAUUUUACAUUUGUAUAGGAGAAUGUGGACCGUAUAAACAAUAACGUUAUCUCCAUCUUGCAACGUAUACAUUCGUCGUAUCAAUCCAAAUAUCGUACAAUUCAAAUUUAUUUUAAAAUAUCAAAUAUCAAAUGUGUCAAAUACUAUAUAUACCUAUGCAAUAUGUAUAUUUAUAUAUUUAUCAUAGCAUUUAAAAUAAUAAUUAUCGCGCAAUUAUAGAAACGUUAAUUUAAACGAAUAUUAGACUGUUAAACACUUAUUAUAAUAGGUGCCAACGUAUAAAUCGUAUAAAUAUCAAUAAUUUCUCUCGUCAUGAAUUGGCCGCGUGUCUCGUGCAAUUUGUGGAAUGGUUGGGUAAAAUAAUAAAUUAUAACGGUCCGUAAUAUUUUACAUUAUCUAUCGCUGAAAAAAGAUGCCCAUUUACAUACAUUUUAAAGGAAAUUUUAAUUCAGUGCACGAGAUAAAAAUUAAUUUGUUAUAAGUCGUGUAUUAUUAGAUUUGAAAUUUUAUGUAAAAAAAAAAAACAAAAAAAUCGAACGUUAUAAUGUACAUUUCAAAAUCGAAGUUUAAUAGUUACAACAUAGGAAUUAUUUAAAUACCGUGAGUAUUACUAUCUUGUUUUUAUAAAUUUAAUUUGUAUGUGAUACACUUUAAAAAUUUAAUGGCUAUUGCAUGUCAGUUGAGUGAAAUUACGAAUUACCAUCGGAAUCUGCAUUAUGAAUAUUAAACGGAAUUCGCUAAUAACGGAUCCAGAAGUCGUUCAAGUAGGGGAGGGAGCAAAUUCAAACAUGCUCGAGACCGUACACACAUACGCAUAUGCGAAUUAUCGGUGAAUAUUACCAAACGGCCCGAAAUGUGGAAGGGUUUUGCACAACAAAUCGAGGGUUAUUUUUGUUAAAAUCUUUGUUUUUUCUCCUAGUUACAUAUACCUUAUGUGGUUUUACAGAAAAAAUCGAGGGUUAUUUUCAUUUAAAAUCUCGUGCGAGUAACCGGCACAGCGUGGUUACUCACUGGAGACUUUCGGGUAGGUAAACACAAAAUCAUUCUUAAAAUGACUAUUACUUCUUCAAUAGUGAUUUCUGAAAAAAUUUCAACUAUUUCAAAAUUAGAGUCGAAAAACGCGUAUUUAUAAAAAGUAAUAGUUUUGAAAAUAAAUAGAAGGUGUUAAACAGGAUUUAUUCCUUGAUUUUUUUUUUUUUUUUUUUUUUAAUGUGUAUUGGAACAGAAUCGUGUUUCGUUGCGUUUCAAUGUAAGUGUGGCAGUCCUGCUAAACAAAUGGUUAUACACAAAUAUAUGACUCUGACGUGUUUGUUCCUAUAUACGCCGAUAAAUGAAUUCGAAUGGCGCAACCUAUUUAAGUUUGUGAUAAACAGACGAAAACAACAACGCUAAUAACAACGUACGUGUAGCGCGUUUGAGAAGCAGCUGAUAGGUCUUUCUACCUAUUAUAGUAAACGUGGCAUAGACAAGAACAUUAAUCGUUUGUGAUUGUUGUAAGUAAAUUUACUGAAUAUUAUAAUAUAGCAAUGCAUUUCAAUAAAAUGUUUCGACUAGGUAGUAUCUUUUUUCUAUGUUCGUCUCGAUGACUGCUCGGCUAAGACAUCUUUCUCCGUUAAUAAAAAAUUCUAGAGAAGAGCGAUAAGAAUUUUGAAAACAAAUUUGACUUUUUAGUCAAAUCUACUUGAAUUUGACUAUCCCACAUUUUUAACUUUAUCAUUCUAAAUCCUGAAAAAGCCAUUAUAAAAAAAAGUAGUAAUAGUGGGAAAGUACUUGUAAAUAGUAAUCUAAAUUAAUGUCAAAUAAACUUGACGACAAGUUCAAAUCUGCUUUCAGAAUCGUUAUCGCUUUUCCUACGUCGGUACCCACGUUGGAUAUAUAACACGUUUAAAUCUAUUUGUUGCACGCGUGUAAGACAAAUCACCGCUUCCGAUCCCCUUAAUUCGUAAUAUGAUGAAGAAUAUGCUCUCGAUGCGCGUUUUAUUUUUUUUAUUUGUACGCGUAUCGGUAUUAAAUCCUUUCAAUGCCACAUUAUUAUUAUUAUGUGUAUUUGAAUCCGUUGUACUUUGGACCGUGGCCCGUUGUGCAAUUGAAAAUAAAUACAAUAUUAUUGAUUGGUUGUUAUUAUUGUUACUGUAUAUUAUAUUAUAGCGUGUCCCAAAAACUUCUACGGCAAAAUGUGCAUAUAUAAAUGCAUGUGCGAUCCGACUGCGGAGAUUUGCGACAGUGUUAAAGGAUGUAUUCCCGUUACUGGCCUUACAAGUAAAUAUUAAUAUCGUAUCGUAUAACGAGUGUCCUUUAAUGAUUACCGACUAAUCUUUAAAAAUUAAUCGCAUAAAAUACCUUAGUCAUUUAUUACAUCGGUGAAUGGUGAUACACGAUUGCGGACGAUUCUUAUAUCGGUGUGACAUUUUUUUCCCCAUAAUACGAUCAAACACGUUCACGGUAUAACGAUAUGGACUCCGAAAAGUGACGAGAUUUGCGGACGAAUUUUUAUGUGAUGUUGCCAAGUUGUUAAAUUUGAACAGGAAACUAAAAAUGUACACUAUCAAAAAGAAAAUGUACGGAACAUAUAUUUUUAAAAACCUUGAUAAUAUUUUAUGCAAUGCGUUUUUUUAAUAAUUAUAAAAAGUACACAAAUAUAAUACAAUAUAGAAAAACAAUUAGUCAUAAUUACAGAGAAAAGAUAAUACCCCGUAUCACCUCUGAUUUUUGUUAUUUUUUUGUUUACUUGUAACGGCGUAGUUAUUACAUUGUUGAAUUAGGUAUAUUCUGUUAUUGUGUCAAUUUAUUAUAUUGCAAACGAAUUGCGAAUAAUCAGUUUUUGAAUAUUCUACUUAAAUACCGGUUGUUAUGGACAAAUAUAUUUGUGAAGAUUUUUAUUGUUAUUACUUAUGUUGAUACAACGUCUCUAUUAAUAAUAGGUACCUACCUGCAUUGGUUAUCAUAUUGUUUGUUAUUAUUGAUUUUAUAUAAUCCGGACGACAAACCGAUUAUAAAUCUGAUAAUCAACGGGCUCGGGUCAUAGAUAAAUAAUAAAGACUGGAUAGGCCGUUUCUAUACUAGAAUUGUACACAUUUUCCGCCUCACAUUAUGGCGGGCUUAUCAUGGCGAUUUAUUUACAUUAUUUUAUAUGAUACAACGUGAUAAUCAUAGAUAAAGUGUAUAACGAAAACUCCUGAGGUUUACCCGUUCAUUCAUUUAACUAUUCAUACAAUUUAUUGUAUUUCAUUUUUAUUUAUUCUGAUUGUAGUAGGUGUCAUUGGGGCCAGUGGAAGGGUGGGCUAAUUAGGUAUCUACCUUAUGCUUCAUAGGGUCUCGCGUUUUCAGAUUCUGAGCGGCGCGAAGAGUGUAUUACUUUCAAAGUAUUAAAGUAUGUGUGAGGUUUUUUUUUUGUUUGUUUGUUUCUAAAAAAAUUAUCUUAAAAUUCCUAAACUAAUUCUAAUUUUUAAAUGUAAAAUUUAUGUUUUUGUGGGGGCACAUCUUGUGAUUUUACAAUUAAACAAUAAUUAGUAUAAUAAUAUUGUCGUAUUGAUAAUGAAAAUUAUUUUGUAAUCGUUGGUUUUGCCCAGCGUUUGCCUUAACCACACGAGUGAAACUCGAUCACAUAUACAUGAUUUAAUUUUAGAUUUUGAGCUGAGCGAACAAUGUAUUGGUUUUACAAUGAUGUUUAUAUAUAUAUAUAUAUACAUUUUUUUUCUCAUCUGUGAGCAAAUAUUCUACAGGAAAUUUUGAUUUUCAACUGUAGUGCAUUUUCUGAAAGGGAAUUUUAUCUGGGUGGUGAUUAAAGGAGGUCAUUUUUGAUUUUUUCAGAGGUUUUCAUUAUAUAUGGGAGAAACCCGGGAAAACUUAGGAAAACGGAAAAUUUACGAAAUAUAUUAUUUUCAAAUUGUGAAUAUUACGGUCUUUCAAAACGUGUACAACCAAACUCAACUCAGAAUCGUUUUUCGUUAGCCAUGGUUGAUCGUUGCGUACAAAUAUACAAUUAAUUCCCCUUGUCUUACCUUUCCGACUUUUCACGUAAGACAGUGGCCCACCUAUCAUGCGAAGUUUAUAGCCGUAUCCUUUUAAAAUGCUAUUGCUGGGUUUAAGUAUUUCGGCCAAGUCCGAUAUAAACCGAGGUAAAUAUACGGUGCCAAAACUUAGUCAUAGUCAAAAAUAACUAUUUCGAGACUUUUAAUAAACUUUAUGAAAAUUGAAAUGGAAAUCAAAAUUUUAUCGUUUUAUUUAGAAAACACUUUAUUAAUUUAAUUAAAGAAGAAUUAGUACGUGGUCAAUAAGAAUCUUGAAAUAAAAUAGUUUAUUGAUUUUUCGGAAUUAAUUUUUAAUAGGCUGACAUCAUAUUUACUUUUUCUUUUGUUCCAAUAAUUGUUUUUCGCAUUGGAUUAUAUUUAAAUUUUAAGUUAUUUAUAGUAAUUUGACAUGUAAGAGUUUUUUAAAUUUGUGUUUGGUUGGAAUGACAUGAAUAAAAUAUUUAACCAAACAGAAAAGCUUAAAAAAUUGAAAACGAGGAUUAUUAUAAAUAAUUGUACUUGGUGGUAAAAAAUAAAUUGUAGCAUUAUUUUUUUUAUAUAUAUAAGCGCUAUAAGAUCCAAUUUUAAUGAAAAUCGUAAAAAUUAGGUUAGGUAUUCAAAAAUAUGAAAUUGAACUUUCCUUAUUAUCAUUUUUUGUUGAUAACGGUUCAUAAUAAAAUGUAUAAAUCCAAAAAUAUCGAUAUGACCCACGAUUUUACUUAGUACCUACUAGAUAGUAAGUACUAGUAUCUACUAAUGACGUCGGGAAAGUGGCGGUAUUCGCAUCAAAUAGCACUCACAUUAAUGUUCGUUCACUUUUCACACAUCGACAUGACCCGUGGGUGUGUGUGUGUGUGUACCCGUCAAAUAAAUUACCUAAACCGUUUUCUUUAGAAUCGACCAUGCUGCGGUCCUUUAAGCUAUUAUGUAUAUAAUGUUAAAUUUUAAUUUAAAAAGUAGCGAGUAGUAAAUUGUUAUUAUUUUAUGCAUUAAUUUAUCUAAAAAUAUGUGUAAAUAACAAUUCAGUACUAAGACAUGUACUGUUAGUAUAAGUACAAAUAAAAUUUAUCUUUUCGUGUUUCGCUAUUGACUUGUAUGAGGUAUUUUCUGGACUCUCCGGAAUACCUUGCUUAGGGCUUCGCCCUAUUAGGUGUCUAUGGCUCGGGCUCGGGAUAAUAUAUAAACUUAUGAUAAUUAAGGGAAUUUUAAACUGACACUUUUUCACCGAUACAACAACUCGACUAUGUUACACUGAAGGUAAUACGUUCAUAAUCGUGUUUCAUCCAUUAAUAACAAAUUCAUGACAUUUAAAAUGUUAGUGUGACGAACAGUCAUUAUUUUUAGUUAUAAUUACAAUACAGUCGGUUCUGAAUACCAAUACAUUAAACAUAAUUAUAGUAUUAAUGUAUCAAACAGAUUUAUGUUAUAAACACGACUUUUUACAAGGCUAUAAAAAAAACCUAAUGAUUUGUGGUAGCCGACACUUCCUAAACUUUAAUAUUCUAUUUAUUUAAAAAGCGUAUAUAGGUUAUACUUUUUAAAAUAGCAUUUAUUUUAAUAUUAUAUUUAUAUUUUUGUACAUAUACAUUUUUUUUUGUAUUUUGAAUUUUUAGAUGACACAAGUGUCCUUCAGAUAGAUCAAGAAAAAAGAAACUCUAUCUGGAUCGUGAACGUUUCGAUUAUUUUUAGUUUUUUUCUAUUUUCGACUAUAGGGAUAGGAAUGUUGAUAUACUACUUUUACUACUAUCGGCAUAAAAUGCAAGGUACGUAUUUAUUUCAUAAGCCUUUGCUUACUCCAUACAAAGUAAUAAAUAACAAUAAUUUACGAAAAUUUACGAAAAUAAUGGUUUUUAUUAUUUUAAUUUUUUUUUUUUUUAUAUAUAUACUUUGUACACAAUUAUAAUAUUCAUGCCCAACAUUCUGUAUCAUACGAUACAUCGGACUCACUAUAGUUUCGUGAAAUGUAUGUUUUAGUCUAAUUGAAAUAAUUUGUUUACACAAUAUCCCUGAUGUCUUGAUGCCACCUGAUAUUGAAAUAAUAUUAAAUGUGUUUGUUUUAUUGUAUACAUUUUAGAUUUGUAUAAUCGUAGAAACGCGACUCGUUCGGAACUGCGGGAAAAUACAUCCACAGAAGAUGCCAACAUCGGAACGAUUAGCAUCGUUUAUAACGGUGAACGAAUGACGGGCUGGAAUACAUCUUACACGAACAAAAUGUUUUAUCUGACGUAUGGGAAUCAUAACAAUAGUUCCCACUACGAAACAGAAGAAAACUUAUAUUUCGAAAUUGAUGAAAUCGCUCCGAGACGCGGAGGUACAUGAAUAGUGCAGUUUAAUUAUUAGCCUGACAAAUAUUUGGGUUUUAUUUUUAGUUAGGUGAAUAAUAGUCAAUGUGUAUAUUUAGCGACACAGUCUGUUUACGUAUUUGAGAGGAAAGUAUAAUAUUAUUCGGUUUUGACUGUCGAGGUUCAAACGUGGUUUUUAACCUAAUGUGACAAUAAAAUCGAACUUGUAUUAUAACGUAUAAAUUCAUACUAACGAUCAAAGUUAUUAUUUUCUUCGUAUUUAAUAAUCGUUUCAAGUUAAAUUAAAUAUGUUAUGAUAUAUCAUAAUGGUUCAAGUUUAGUUCGAUAGUAUAUUAUUCCGGGUAAUAAUAAUAUUUAUACUCUUGCGAGUUGGCUAUAAUUGUAUGUUAAUUUAUUCAUAAAGAGGGAAAUCUAUACAAAAUUUGUCCACGUCCGUCGACACGUAAUUAUUUCUAGUAUGAAAAAUGUUUAUAAUGUUGGGUAUAAUAAUAAUAUUGCAAUUGAUGAAUUUGGUUUUUUUUUUCCUUUUUGAUAGACGAUUUGUAUGAUCAUCUUGAUUUUUUACGACCGACUGGAUCGUGGAAACCACAUUAUCAAAAAGCGUUAGUGAUGCAAGAACAACUAGACCAGAGUUCGAGCAGAACCAACAGUAGGAGUAGUUUAAAAACAUAG